GUAACUGAGUUUAGUUACUGAAAUCCAAUAUGUCUCUAUUUCGUCUUGCAGUCCCCAUCAGUGGACGUCCUUUGUUCACGAGGUUGUAUAACACCUCGCCUCAUCUAAAAUAAUUCAUUGCAUUACAAUACAAGACCCCGAUCUCAAUAUAUGUGCAACUAGCUGUGCACUCGACCACGGAGUCGGAUCUUCAAGGAAGCCAUGCAGUAAUGGUUAAAUACAUCGAAAGGAUGGCAGAAUAUGGCAGAUAGGAUUGAAAGUUGUUAUGACUGUGAAGAGGUAGCAACAGCCUUCUCCUCUGGGUGCAAAGGAACUUAUGUCUUCUUGAUACACUUGGAUGUCAACCUAUUUUCUUCUAAACUUAAACAUAACGAGACUAAAAAGAGAAAGUUGAAAGAAAUCGAGAAGAAAGUAUCAGCAUUAAGAAAUACCACAGGCGGAGAGAUCCUUAUUCAUUUGCAUGGUCAGAAUCCAGGAGACAGGUACCUUGGUCACUUUGACAACUUUACAGAUUACAGCCUGAAGAAUCUAAUCCCCGAUGGACAACUGUUCACGGAUGUUUACAGACGUCAGUGGUUGUGGGAUGUUUUUCCUGGUUUCGAGAGUACCCCCGUUCUUCUCCUCACUGUAAACAAAGCACGGUCUGUAUGUACAGUACAUUUUUACACAAAGGUUCCGUCGGAUUGUAUGAUUGAAAAUGCGUCGACCAUUGGUUUCAUCUCCCUCUUGUCCAGAAAGGUGAUCGCAACAGCAACAGAACCAACACUAAGAGGAAUCCACAACUUUGAGAAACGACUUCAUGAAAGCAGACACAUUGAACUUAAGAGUGUUUUCACGAAAAAAGAUCGAACAUUUCAUAACAUUUCCUUGUUUGUCGAUUACAUCUGGACUGAUCUGAGAUUCAGGGAAUAUUUAUGUUCCAUGUCAAAACUUGAAGGUGGGGGUUCAUUCUUCGUGGGAAUUAACGAAAGAAAUGGAGGUGGAACGUACGACUCAAGGGAAAUAAAUCCCAACGGUUUUCCCUGCAACUGGAGCGUUGACGAGUUUGAGACGUCUUUGGAGGUUAAACUAGUGUGUGACACAUCCUAUCAAGGACCAGACGGUGCUCUCACUUCUGUCCCCACCAGUCUCAUUAAGAUUGCACUGUAUAACUCUCCUUUGCAAAUCCAGACUAGUCCUCACAAUUUAAAGGUUUUAGAAAUUGCAGUCGGGUAUUCUCCGGGCAUUGUAUUCUAUAAUAAAAAAGGCCCUGAAACCUACACCAUUGACGAGAAGGGAAACAUACUUAGAAUGGAACAUUGUGAAUGGUUGGGGAGAUUGCAGUCGUUGAAUAUAAUUGAUAAAAAGCAGUAACAUUUUGAACACCAUGUCUGUCUACGACAGUGAUGGAUCUUCAUUUUCGCAUCCUUCAUCUUUCUCUGACCAAAGGUUUAAGGUCAUAGUGGGCACUGCAUUGCAUUCUUCUCGUGUUUCAGGGGAUUCUGAAAACAAUGUCAAAGAGUGUAAGACAAUCGCACGUGAUUCCCUUGGAGGUACGCCAAAUACUGGAAAGCCAAAGGAGGGGUAUCUAUCUACAAUAUUCAGUUGCAGCUUGUUCCAGAAGGACAUUUAUGCAGGUAAAGUCGUCAUCUACCCUAAAUGUAUGCACAGGAUGUUGUCAAGUAAGUACCCAAAGAUUCUGUCGGUACUUGAAGAAACAUAUGGACGGGGAGCAUUUAUCUACGUUGGAGGGUCUUUUCAGUGUCUGUUUCCAAGACAUCCUCAGCGAUUUCACAAAAUUAAGUCGGGGUUGAUAUGUGACAUGUGCAUUUUUGCAAACAAUAAACCACCUAUCCUACUCACUGUUGCAAAGAACAGAAAACAGGGGGAUCAUUUAACCAGUUACAACUUGCAGAUGGAAAGAAACCUGGAAGAAUGGAUAAGCGAAACAUUGGUUGACUUCAAAGUCUUGUCUGUAGUUUUGACACCUCACGACUUUAGAAGCCGAGAACAUUUCAAAGGAAUAAUUUCCUAUGUUGAGAUACAAUCGCUGACAAAAGUUCUUCCCUCAACUUUGGCAACAGUGAUACUGACAAUGGAAACCUUUUUUCGGAAGCUGACAACCUGCAAGUUCGUUCAACGAUUUUAUGGAUUUUCCGAAGAAACUGUAUAUUUUGAUCAAGACUUAUUUGAAGAAUUCAUUGAACUGAUGGAAGAGGAAAAUACCAAAACUGUGUAUUCGAAAUGUUCAGACUAUACAAUGCUCCUGGCUUGUGAACUAAGCUACAGGUUAGCUCUGAUUGGGCACACAUCUAUCUAUUCAAGAUCAGAAGAAAAGAGCGAAUUUGAAGAACUAAGGAAAGCACAAAACCUGUCCAUCUCGAUCACUUACGGCAGGAAUGAUGCUGAUGAGAACUUGGAAGAAGGCGAUGUGCUCUUGUCGUCGUGGAAAGGGGGUAUAAUUCUAUUUCGAAAGGAGACGACAGAGGCUGCAGCUGCACGAAGAACCUUGGCGUCAAGUGUUGUUAACUGCAGUGCAAAGGCGCAGGAUGAAGAAAGACGCAACGAAUUGAUGGACCUCGUUUGUUUGAACAUUAGAAGGACAGAGGAACAACUAAAGAACACACUGCGCCGUGCUGACUCUAAGUACCAGAUAUCAACACUGGAAUCGUUCAGUAUAUAUUCACGAGAUGAAGACAUGCAGCCGUAUUCUGUGGGGACUGAUGUAGUGUCUAGGUCAUCGACACCGGAGAUUCCAGGCUUCAAAGAUAGCACAGUGCAACGGGAUCUUUAUUCACAAUAUACCGAUUCUCAGACAUCCAAAUCCAGUAAUCACAGGCAAAUGGCGAAAAUAGCAGAAGCAAUGUAUGAAGAAUGUCAUACUGGAGAUUUGGAUCACAUGACACUUUCACUCGGCACAAACAGGGACGAGGCAGCGGACAGAUAUACACGACAGACAGCCUACCCCCAGCAAAGCAGACAGCCAACAGAAGUUUCAGAAAUUGCCAUCCAGAAUGAACCAAGUCCUCCUCAUUAUAGUACCAAUGCUGAGACACGCUAUGAUAAAAAUGGCACAAAUAAGGUCAAGAGGCCUCUCAGAGACCAGAACAGUACUCGCGGAAGUAGUGUUUUGACUGAUUCACACAGCAUAAUCACAAGUGAACAAAGACCCACUCCCUUUUACCAACACAGAGACCAUGCCAGUACUCCAUGCAUCACGAACCAAGAUGCAUCAACAAGACACACAAGCACAAACCCACGUGAACAAAGGCCCAGUCCCUCUUACCAACCCUGGGACCCUGCCAGUACUCCAUACAUCACUAACCAAGAUACAUCAACUAGACACAAAAGCACAAACGCAAUUGAACAAAGGCCCAGUCCCUCUUACCAAUACUGGGAUUCUGCCAGUACUCCAUACAUCACUAACCAAGAUAUAUCAACUAGACACAAAAGCACAAACGCAAGUGAACAAAGGCCCAGUCCCUCUUACCAGCACAGGGACUCUGACAAUACUCCAUACAUCACUAACCAAGAUACACCAAUAAGAGACAGGAGCACAAACGCAAGUGAACAAAGGCCCAGUCCCUCUUACCAAUACUGGGACCCUGCCAGUACUCCAUACAUCACUUGCCAAGAUACAUCAACUAGACACAAAAGCACAAACGCAAGUGAACAAAGGCCCAGUCCCUCUUACCAAUACUGGGACCCUGCCAGUACUCCAUACAUCCCUUACCAAGAUACAUUAACAAGAGACAAAAGCACAAACGCAAGUGAUCAAAGACCCAGUCGCUCUUACCGACACAGGGACUCUGACAGUACUCCAUACAUCACUAACCAAGAUACAUCAACUAGACACAAAAGCACAAACGCAAGUGAACAAAGGCCCAGUCCCUCUUACCAAUACUGGAACCCUGCCAGUACUCCAUACAUCACUAACCAAGAUACAUCAAGUAGACACAAAAGCACAAACGCAAGUGAACAAAGGCCCAGUCCCUCUUACCAACACAGGGACUCUGCCAGUACUCCAUACAUCCCUUACCAAGAUACUUUAACAAGAGACAAAAGCACAAACGCAAGUGAUCAAAGGCCCAGUCGCUCUUACCGACACAGGGACUCUGACAGUACUCCAUACAUCACUUACCAAGAAACAUCAACUAGACACAAAAGAACAAACGCAAGUGAACAAAGGCCCAGUCCCUUUUACCAGUACUGGGACCCUGCCAGUACUCCAUACAUCACUAACCAAGAUACAUCAACUAGACACAAAAGCACAAACGCAAGUGAACAAAGGCCCAGUCCCUCUUACCAACACAGGGACUCUGACAAUACUCCAUACAUCACUAACCAAGAUACAUCAACUAGACACAAAAGCACAAACGCAAGUGAACAAAGGCCCAGUCCCUCUUACCAACACUUGGACCCUGCCAAUUCUCCAUACAUCACUAACCAAGAUACAUCCACUAGACACAAAAGCACAAACGCAAGUGAACAAAGGCCCAGUCCUUUUUACCAAUACUGGGACCCUGCCAAUACUCCAUACAUCACUAACCACGAUUCAUCAACUAGACACAAAAGCUUUCCGAAACACAACCAAAAUGCUGGCAAUGAGCUUGUGUGUGAAUCAUACCUCACAAACCAAGGAAAACCAAAAACACCAGGAGCCAGAAGGUCCCUAGAUCCAAGUUAUGAUCAUCUGUCAAGUAACGAACUUACAAGAGCCAGAAAUCAACAGAACAGUUACAUGGUCUUCAUCAUGCCUAAUCCGAGUUUAGAAGACCUCAGUGACAUAGACAAACAUACUUUCGUAUAGCUUUUGAAUGACCUCACCACCUAUUGUCUAUGAUGGUUGUAUUGUUGUGUAAGAGCGUACACCAAUGUCUGAUUGAGUAACGCCUUAGUCUGGAUGGGUUGUUACUUUUUUCAAUUACUGGUUUGACUGGCAACGGAUGUACUUUUACCAGCAGUCAUAUCAUAGCCAAGCCGACCUCGGACACGCGAACAGACGAUUAUGCAUCUCAUGAGAUUGAUGUUGGGGAAACGUAAUUCAUUUCAUAGUUGCAUGACAUUCCAGACAUAUACCAACGGAUCAUAACCGUAAACUGUUGAUCCAUUGAAUGCCAUAGUUUACUCACUCAGUUGUUUGUAAUACAACGAGGAAUAGAAUUAAACUGAUAACAGUGAUAUGAGUCCUGGAGAAGAUAUGGUGUAUGUGCGGGAUCAAUCACUCGAAGGUGAACAACUGCUAAAUAAAGAACAACGUUUGCCUUGACAUCACGACAGACAGCCUUCCCUCAGCAAAGCAGACAGCCUAUAGAAAUUUCAGAAAUUGACAACCAGAAUGAUCCAAGACCUUCUCAUUACAGCACCAAUGCUGAGACAUACCAUGAUCAAAUAGGCAGAAAUAUGAAUUCGACUGAUAACCAGUGAAAUGAUUUCUGGACAAGAUAUGGUGUAUGUGAUGGUGAAUCGUUUAACAUUUUCGAACUGGAUGUCCAUUUCCUCGAGGUUUUCAGUUGAUAAGGACGAAUAUACAAGGAACAAAAUCGACAAAGCAAGACUAUGCUCUAUUAAUGUUAAUCGAGAAAGUAUAUAUCCACGACUGUAUCAGCAACAAUACAAAACCAACACUAACCACAGUUAGUUUGACCCGAUGAUCUGCACACAGCAGCGACAUAGUUGCAGCACGUUGAUCUGAGAAUGAAUAGAACGAAAAAAACAGUGUGCAUUGUGCAGUUCUGACUAUGUAGGAAGCAUGAGUUUAUGAUCGUACUAUAAAAGCACCGUCUGUUUCGGAAACAAGAAACAGAACAGUAAACAAAGGAUUCAUACGGG
Messenger RNA from Haliotis rubra (blacklip abalone), 5811 nucleotides. RefSeq lists its product as uncharacterized. The transcript has 10 exons. Lineage: Eukaryota; Metazoa; Mollusca; Gastropoda; Lepetellida; Haliotidae. The coding region runs from base 1367 to 4789 and encodes 1140 amino acids. The record is from RefSeq and is a predicted model, not a curated record.